AUGAGUAAUGAUUUCGAUGAUGAAAGUGAUGACAACGAUAUCCGAAUAGCUCUAAGCAUUGGAUGGGUCUACAUUGUGUUCAUUGGCUUGUGUAUCAUCCUCACUAUCACAGAGAUAGUCCUUAUGUUCAGACACAAGUUGAAGCCCAUUGUUUUCCUCAUGAUGAACAUAUUCAAAUGUGCAAGCUGGACAGCCUUGUUCGUUGUCAGCUUGUGGAACACUUUCGGCGUUGUUAAGAAGACGAUGCCGAGUAUUAUUAGCUUGGUUGUUGAUAUCAUCUUGCUACUCGCCUUCUAUAUCCCUCUAGCACAUGGCUCCUUAAUCAUGCACCGCAACCGCAAAGCUGCGCAAUAUGAACCUGUCAACCUCAAACACAACAGCUUCGACUCCGCUACCGAAUCUUUCCCUGAUGCCUUCCCCCAAGCAUACAAGUCCUUGACCAACAUAGAAGGAACCACCGAUCUAGAAGCAAAUGAUCACAGUACUGGACAACCCCGCCGACUGAGUUACAAUCAUACAAGAGAUACCAGAUUCGACUCGUACAAACAAACACGAAGAAGUUUUUCGGAUCCAUAUAUUGUCGAAAGAAUGAUUGCUAGUCCACGGCAAGCUUCAAUAUCAACAUUGUCGACAAGGAGCAGGAGUAGUACGUUGGGCUUGCCGAUACCUCAGGUCGUGGUGCACGAUCAUGAUGAAUUUAUGGAGAGAAACAGGGUCAAUGGGAUGAAUUAG
Molecule: messenger RNA, 732 nt
Organism: Botrytis sinoallii
Lineage: Eukaryota; Fungi; Ascomycota; Leotiomycetes; Helotiales; Sclerotiniaceae
Exons: 3
Coding region: 1-732 (243 amino acids)
Source: RefSeq, a predicted model, not a curated record